Acaulospora colombiana is the source of this 1641-nucleotide messenger RNA. Lineage: Eukaryota; Fungi; Glomeromycota; Glomeromycetes; Diversisporales; Acaulosporaceae. The record is from the annotation of a GenBank genome assembly.
AUGCGACAAGUCGUGAAAAGAGCUAUCAAACCCACUUUUCAACCUUGUUUUUACGCGUUUACUGCACCAAAUUCUGUAGUUUCAACCAUAACUGAAGGCCCUACACCAAGCACUUCCCAGCCACACAAGACCACAACCGAACCCCUAAAAAAGCAAAUCGGUGUAUAUGAUGCAACUUUCGAUGUCGUCAAAACCAUGCUACGUUUAGGACGGCCAAGAAAAGCAUUAACCGAAGCCAAUCAAAGCUUGAGCCGCGAAGACCCCAGUCUUGUGAGACAGCGGUCCAAGUUCUACUCCAAAAUCAUAGACGAAUUCUUGGAAGCUGGGGAAUGGAGCAAAGCGUACGGCCUCUAUUGUCGAAUGAAGGAAGAAGACAUGCCUCACCAGUCUAAAAUCCUUCGAGAACUAAUACGCUCUAGUCUCAGGAUGCCUUCCAAGCCCAUUCAACUCGAAGGAGUUCUCCAAGCCGCCAUAGCUUCAUUAGAAAAAAUCGACGAGCCUGUCCUUUGUGCUGUGCUUGCGCACCUCAUACGUUCACGCACAAGCGACAUGGUGAUCAGAAAGUACUAUCGCAGGUACAAGAAAACACAAACGUCUACCUGGAAACCUAGCUGGCAAAUCUGUGCCUUAAUGUGCCAAUCGGCAGCGCAGCACGGUUUCGACGAUGAGGCGCUCGUUUGGCUCGGGAAAGGAAUCGUAAGAGUCACCGUAUUGUCGAAACAAGGACAAAUGACAGAGGAGAUGGCCACGAGGGCCAAGCAAGAGGUUUUUACCAAGCUACUUGUUGGGUCUGUCGCGUUCGACAAUAGAAGACCCUAUCUUACUGCCGAGCUAAUUAGCAAAAUGCAAAUUGCAGGCGUUCCACCAACUCAAAGAAUAGCAAAUAUAUACAUCAAGCAGUUCCUAGAUCGCGGACGCGUCGAUAAAGCCUUCCACUUCUAUCGUUCAAUGCGACAUUCCACUCCCCCAAUCACACCCAACUCUUUCACAUUUCGUUCCCUAUUUUAUUCCCCUAAUACAACAAGAGAUUGGGCUGCGAUGUCUUUAGGGGGUCGACGCUUAUUCAGAGACAUGCUGCGCCUACACCUUGGCUACACUGACCACCAGCCACACAAGAAAUCAGAUGUUAUCAACACCGAAGUUCUUAAUGCGGCAUUACGAUUCUUUAUGAUCAGAAAUGACUAUGCUGCUGCCACCAUCGCUGUUCGAUCUUUCCCUGUUUGCCGCAUCCCCGCAGAUGCCCGAACAAGGCAUUUCGUCCUAUAUCACCUGCUCAAACGUAUACGAACCGAACUUUCGACACCUUCUCGCAAUAAUACCCUGAGAUGGGCGGACUACAUGCUCGGAGAAGUGGCAAAUUUUUUGGCAGAUAUCCGACACGGCGACCUACUCCGAAAAUUGCUUGCAACAGUGCAGAUGACAACCAGGGCGAUGAUGGCUCACAAAAUAGACGUCAGACCAUUACUUGCCUUGUUACGUAGAGCCCUCCUAGCCACGUCUUGCCAGAUGCCGGGCAAAAAUCCAGAGUUAAAUGAUCGUCUGGUUGGUCGUCUCUUAGAUUCUGCGAAUCGAGAUAUGUUACCGCCUAAAGCUAAGGAUACGGGUUCUUGGUUUAUGACACCAGUAGCUAUAAGGAUAUAA